Messenger RNA from Anoplopoma fimbria (sablefish), 9583 nucleotides. RefSeq names its product ATPase 13A3 (gene atp13a3). The transcript is spliced from 34 exons. Gene Ontology annotation, biological process: polyamine transmembrane transport; intracellular calcium ion homeostasis. Bases 386 to 4186 code for a protein of 1266 amino acids. Gene Ontology annotation, cellular component: late endosome membrane. NCBI's taxonomy places the organism in Eukaryota, Metazoa, Chordata, Actinopteri, Perciformes, Anoplopomatidae. The record is from RefSeq and is a predicted model, not a curated record. Gene Ontology annotation, molecular function: ATP binding; polyamine transmembrane transporter activity; ATPase-coupled monoatomic cation transmembrane transporter activity.
AGGGGCUCCCUCCCUCCCCUCCCCUCCCCUCCCGUGACGUCACUUCCUGCGUGCAGACAGCCAGUUCAGGCCAGUUCACUACCGCUGUAGUACUCAGUCUGUCCCUCCGAGCUGUCAACACACAGCCAACCAGCCACUCUGCUGCGACAACGUUACUUCUACCAACACUAGUCCGGUUCUCUCUCCAACGACGUUUCCCUUCAGAUAACAGCCACUCCCGUCUCACCAUGACUCGGAGGUGAUCUUCAGCGUGUCCAGGUGGUUCUGGGGUUCCAGGUUGGUGUGGUGAGAGAGCAAACUAACUGUGGGGAGGAGGACUGCCUGGGGCAUCGUGUCCCUGGCCUUCAAGUGACUAAGGGAGGAGCUUGGCAAACUGUUCUGCAGCAUGGAGAAGGAAGACCUGAAGGUCCUCAACAAAGGGGAAGAGGAGGAGAUGGAGCUGCAAGGCUACCGUCUGUGUCGUUGGAAGCUGGCUCUGGUGGGCCUCGGGGUGCUGUGUACGGGGGGCUUCCUCCUCCUGCUGCUCUACUGGAUGCCAGAGUGGUGCGUUAAGGCCACCUGCACCCGUACCACAGCCCGCGAUGCCGAAGUGGUAUUGAUGCGCUCCACGGAUGAGUUCCGACGCUGGUUCCUUGCCAGGGUACGAGUGAUGCUGGCCCCGGGGAGCAACCCCUUCCACAGCCUGGAGACCCAGACCACCUCCCCCUCCCCUUCCUCUCCCUCCCGUCCCUUCUCCCCCCAUCUCGCCAACGGACAUAACCCCCACCCCUCCGAUGGCAGCCCUGCUCAGGAGCUCAUCGGAAUAUAUGCCGACUACCAGCCCACACAGAUUCGCUAUUUUACCUUCCAUAGCACAAAGUAUUAUUGGAACGACGGGGUGCAGAACUUUGACGUUUUAACUGGCCUGGAUGAUCUGCAGGUCAGCUGCUCCACCCUCCACCUGGAGCACAGUGCAGGCCUGACCAGGAACCAGCAGGAGUACAGGAGACUGUUCUUCGGAGUGAAUGAAAUUGCAGUGAAAGUGCCUUCUGUUUUCAAGCUGCUUAUCAAAGAGGUCCUAAACCCUUUCUACAUCUUCCAGCUCUUCAGUGUGAUCCUGUGGAGUGCCGAUGAGUAUUACUAUUAUGCUGUGGCCAUUCUUUUCAUGUCGAUCAUAUCCAUAGCUACCUCUCUGUACACCAUCAAAAAGCAAUACAUCAUGCUUCAUGAUAUGGUGGCAACUCACAGUAUUGUCCGUGUGUCUGUAUGCCGAGCCAACAAUGAAAUUGAAGAGAUUUUGUCGACUGAUCUGGUGCCCGGUGAUGUCAUGGUCAUCCCUAGCAAUGGGACCAUCAUGCCAUGUGACGCCGUGCUGGUCAGCGGCACCUGCAUUGUCAACGAAAGCAUGCUCACAGGUGAGAGCGUUCCUGUGACGAAGACCAACCUCCCCAACCCAUUGCCUGGGGAGAGCGGGGAGGAGGUUGACAGUGCCUACAGCACGGAGGAGCAUAAGAGACACACACUCUUCUGUGGCACCCAUGUCAUCCAGACCCGCUUCUACACAGGAGACCUGGUCAAGGCUGUGGUGGUCAGCACAGGUUUCAGCACAGCCAAAGGCCAGCUCGUGCGCUCCAUCCUUUACCCAAAGCCCACCGACUUCAAGCUGUACCGUGAUGCCUACCUCUUCCUGUUGUGUCUGGUGGCUGUGGCUGGAAUCGGCUUUGUCUACUCCAUUGUCCUCAGUAUCAUGAACAAGGUGCCAGCUAAGACCAUCAUCAUUGAGUCGCUAGACAUCAUCACCAUCACCGUGCCACCGGCGCUGCCAGCCGCCAUGACAGCUGGCAUUGUGUACGCCCAGCGACGCCUCAAACGCCUUGGCAUUUUCUGCAUCAGUCCACAGAGGAUCAAUAUCUGCGGUCAAAUCAAUCUUGUCUGCUUUGACAAGACUGGAACUCUGACAGAAGAUGGAUUAGACCUAUGGGGAGUCCAGAGGGUUGAGAAUGGCAGUUUCCAUCUGUCAGAGGAAAACGCUUACAAGGAAAAUCUUGUCACGUCCCAGUUUGUGGCUUGUAUGGCCACCUGCCACUCUCUUACCAAAAUAGAAGGCCAGCUGUCUGGAGAUCCGCUGGACCUCAAAAUGUUUGAGGCUAUAGGCUGGAUCCUGGAGGAGGCCACUGAGGAGGAAACAUCUCUCCACAACCGUAUCAUGCCCACUGUUGUUCGACCCCCAAAACAGCUGCUGCCCCCAGAGCCUGCCGUAUCUCCAGAGCAGGACAUGGAACUCUAUGAGCUCCCGUCGGCGUAUGAGAUCGGUAUCGUGCGCCAGUUUCCCUUUUCUUCAGCACUCCAGAGGAUGUGUGUGGUGGCUCGUCUGCUGGGGGAGAAACGGAUGGAUGCCUACAUGAAGGGAGCGCCAGAAGUGGUGGCUAGUCUCUGCAAGAAAGAGACAGUUCCAGAAAACUUUGCAGAGGUUUUGGAGGGCUACACCAAACAGGGUUUCAGGGUCAUCGCUCUGGCUCAUCGUCGACUUGAAUCCAAACUCAGCUGGCACAAAGUGCAGAACAUCAACAGGGAUCACAUUGAGGCAAACAUGGAGUUCCUUGGUCUGAUCAUCAUGCAGAACAAGCUGAAGGCAGAAACCCCAGCAGUGCUGCAGGAUCUCCACCGAGCCAGCAUCCGCACAGUCAUGGUUACUGGUGACAACAUGCUGACAGCCAUCUCUGUGGCCCGGGACUGUGGAAUGAUCCCUCCCCAAGACACAGUCAUCAUUGCUGAUGCCUUCCCUCCUCAUGAUGGACAAGCUGCGAAGAUCACCUGGAGAUACGCUGACAAGCCGAGCAAGACAUCUUGCCUGGAGAUUGUGAACAUCAGUCUGGAGGAUGUGUGUCACGUAGAUGAGCCCAAAACAAAAGAGCUGUACCACUUUGCUAUGAACGGAAAAUCGUUUGCCGUCAUCUCCGAGCAUUUCCCUGACAUGCUUCAAAAGCUGGUGCUGCAUGGCACAGUGUUUGCAAGAAUGGCCCCGGACCAGAAAACUCAACUCAUUGAGGCGUUGCAAGGCGUAGACUACUUUGUGGGGAUGUGCGGAGACGGAGCAAACGACUGUGGGGCUCUGAAGAGGGCACAUGGUGGCAUCUCUCUGUCAGAGCUUGAGGCCUCUGUAGCCUCUCCCUUCACCUCCAAGACCCCCAACAUCUCCUGUGUCCCCAGCCUCAUCAGGGAGGGGCGUGCUGCUCUCAUCACCUCCUUCUGUGUGUUCAAGUUCAUGGCCCUCUACAGCAUCAUCCAGUACAUCAGUGUCACUCUCCUCUACUCUAUCCUCAGUAACCUUGGAGACUUCCAGUUCCUCUUCAUCGAUAUUGCCAUCAUCCUCCUUAUUGUCUUUACCAUGAGUCUGAAUCCAGCUUGGAAAGAACUGGUGUCACGUCGUCCCCCAUCAGGUCUGAUCUCAGGGCCUCUGUUGUUCUCUGUGCUGACCCAGAUCCUCAUCUGUUUGGGCUUCCAGACCAUUACAUUCCUUUGGGUCCGACAGCAGUCCUGGUACACAGUCUGGACACCUCUUUCAGACGGCUGCAACGUGUCAUCACAUAUUAACGUGUCUGACCACAACGACACAGAAGUGGACGACCACAACAUCCAAAACUAUGAGAACACCAGCCUCUUCUAUGUCUCCUCCUUCCAGUAUCUCGUUGUUGCUAUCGUUUUCUCAAAGGGAAAACCUUUCAGGCAGCCAAGCUACAAGAAUUGGCCUUUCGUGCUGUCUGCCUUGAGUUUGUAUGUUUUCCUGCUGUUCAUCAUGUUCUACCCUGUCAAAGGCAUUGAUGAGUUUCUGGAGAUUGUUUGUGUCCCGUUUGAAUGGAGGAUAAAACUCUUCCUCAUCAUCUUAGUCAAUGCUGCUGUGUCUGUUUUUGUGGAGACCUUCGUCCUUGACAUCAUCUUAUGGAAGCUUGUGUUCAGCCGAGACAAACAGAGCAGCUUUGGCAUCACUCCUGUCGCCCCGACACCACAGGGGGGCAUUGACCUGCGAGCGUACAAGUGUCUGUCCCGGCUGUGCUGCCCAAGCAAGAUGACACCCAAGGCUCGCUACAUGCAUCUGGCCCAGGAGCUCAGUGUGGACCCCGACUGGCCUCCAAAGCCAACCACAACCACUGAAGCCAAGUCCCUCCCAGAAAAUGGCUCCACCUAUCAAUUCAUGAUCGACUCCUAGCACCCCCCCACAGCAGCUCACACUAUCUAAUCUAUCCCUCCGAUACAGGAGACGUGUAUGCAUAUGACGCGUGUUCAGUGAACGCACCCUCAACCUAUUCAAAUUAAAUUGUUAUAGGAUAAUAAAUAGGAAAAUAAAGUCGUUACGGUUCACACAGACUUGCGUCUAAUACUGUAGUUACAGAGAGGUCGCUGCAAAAACCUUAAGAUUACACAGGAGUACCAAAUAAAGUCAAGUUUCACUUGCUCUCUCUGGCUCAACCACUCACGCGCUCUCAGGUCUCUCUUGCUUGUCUUUAAAUGUAAUUUAAACAUCAGUUACAUUUAUUGUAAUGCCAAUUCCUUAUUGCAAUGUCUGUUUACCAAAGCUGAGGAGCAUUUAACCCAGGCUGGGAGGUGAGGUGACAUGCCAGGUCGAAUAUGCUUGUUGACAUCUUCAGACUGACUGCCAGUGCAGUUUUAAUAUCUUAAUAAGUCUGUGUGAAAGGGGUAUAAAGGAGAGCCGAAUACAGACUCCGCUACAGAGCUAGCUUCUUACAUACAUGUGUUAUCCAAAAAUUUCACAGCGCCUUCAGAUUUAAUUAUCAACCACAGUACUGGAUGUCAAUUUUCCUGCGUAAAAUAGCCUCGUAUGUCUGAGCCUUUCAGAACGGUCACUAAGGAAAUAGUACGAAUAACUCUUACUUAAACGGCCAGUAAGAUAUUUGGUCGAUAGAGAAAGAGUUUUGACUGUUUGAGGAAGAGGAUGGAAGAAAAAGGUCUCAUUGACCAACAUUGUAUGAUCUGAUCAUAUCUUAGACAGUUUUUUUUUUUUUUUUUUUAAAAUCAGCAGCCCACACCUCACUUUCAGUUUGUCACACAGUAACUUGUUUCACAUGUCCAACUUGUUGCAGGUGGGCGGGGCAGGCUCUGAUUGCUAUGUAGUGGUCUUGUACAGCUAAUGUGAAUGUAUAAAGAGUAAUUUUAAUGCGCUAGCGUUACCACCUGGCAAACAAUCAUUAGAGAGUAUUGAAUCAUAACCAAAAAGAAAAAGCUUUAAAGCUUACCAUGGACCCCCAGGAAUGAAUGAAAAUACUAAUUUGAGACAAUUUUCAAAUAGUCUUUUAAGCACACUGUGAGUUGUAGAAGAUUAGGAAUCUUGGAACAACUUCAGUCAAGUUGUUGUUUAAUUGCACAUCUCCGGCAGAAUUUCCGUUUGCAGGUAAACGCAUAAAUAAACAGCUUGGCUGUCGAGAGCCAACGAUAGUUAUAGAAAAGUAUAGAAAAUGAAAUGGGGCAUUUCUAAAUUUUAAGAUUUGGAAACUGUACAAUAAGUCUGAAAAUGUUCAUGUUUUUCCAGAGUUAACAGGACACAUGAAAAGUGUUUGUUAAUCUGCUGCCACAACGUGAAAAGACCUCUCUGAAAAUCAUACAGUUGUCCCUGGACAUUUAAUUCAAGCCCUAGGAAGUUUUUAAAAUGUUAUAUAAAUCUUACGUUAUAAGUAGGCACGUUAGGUCUAGGGAAAGUGUUUUUAAAAUAAGUCACAAAAUACAGUACAUUAUACAUCAGAUUGAUGAAUGAAGCUACAAAGUGAUGAACCACCUAAACUUUUGGCCAAGUCAUGAGGAAAAUGCAACCUCUGAUUACUUCCUUAUAGUCAAAAUAUAGCUACUUGUACAAAGUAAAGGACUUUAAAUAGAACAGUGAGGGAGACAGAUAUGCUCAUCCUCUCUCAACCACAAGCUGGGACCUCUGGCAGGAUCUCCAUUGUGAUUGUCAGUUUGUCAGAGUUUAACUUUACGGUUUUUAAUAAAUGUGUAGAAAAUAAAAAAAACAGACAAAUAAAAAACUAAAUAUCAUCUAAACGUUUUAGGCAUGUAGUAGAUCCAUUGGUCUGUCGGUCCACCAAACUGUCAAUAACACUUCAGGAUACCUCAGAAACUACUGACUGAAUUAUCUUCAACUUCCGUUGUACUUUCAUAUUAAUCCUAACAUAGCAUGCUAACAUUUAAAUUGUUAGUAUGCUGCACUUACAUGAUAAGUAUUACCAUACAAUGCUAACCAGUCCGACAGGAAACAACAUGGCCUUUCCUCUGUUGCUCUCCUCAGGCCAAACAUUUGCCUCAUUUAGUGGUUAAGAUGUAACCGCAAAUGUGUCUCAAUUUUUCAUCCAUCAAUAGAUGUUUUUUAUAGAUUGUAAUGAGCUUCACACUGGGCCACCAGUGUGACUAUAUUGUCCAUCAUAAUCUUGUGUUUUUGCAUCCAUGGGCCAUUUCAAAACCUCCCAAGACUUGCAUGAAGCCAGCUGUGUCACGUUCCGAGGACUUGAUGGCUGCAAUACCAGACAUAUUACUACAAAUACAGCAUUACUGUAGAAUUAAGGAACGUUUACAUAAACAUCUCUGUAUUAAGAAUAGUCUGCACAAGAAACGGUCUAUUUAAGGUGGACGGUUAGUCACAUGCAUGAGACCAUACGAGUCAAAGCAUUCUACAUUUACAAACUCAUGUCAGAUUGGCUCCCAAAAGCCAUCAGUACUACUUAAAUUUAUUUUCUCAAAACUAAAUUUCUUCCUAUGGAAGACUGAUUAAAAGCGUGAUAGUAAAUUAAGGCAAGGCAUUGUGCGUCUCAUCAGCUUGCUGCACAUUCAAAAUUUCCAUGCUGCAAAUGAGGGAUGCUGAUAACCUUAUACAAUUGUAUUCAUGUAUAAACCAUAGGCUACCUGCAUAGAGAGUUAAGGGCUAUAUUUUAUGUUUAUUGCUCUAUAUUUGACCCUGAAAGUGAUGCUCCCCAAAGUUAAAUUCUUUAAGUAUCAAACACUCACUUGCUGUAAACGUUGAAGGUGGCUGUGAAGGUGUGUUGUCUUCCUCAACAAAAGUUUGACUGAAAAUCCAGUUCAAGGUUGAUUACAAUAAGUUUUUAGUAGCAUUUUGCGACUUUUUUUAAGCCGUGAAAAUUGUUUCAUUGGAAAUCAUUAUAAUUGAUUGGAUUCAAGCUGACCACCGUGCUGUAAGAUAAGAUAAGAUAAGAAAAGAAAAGAAAAAAGUUUUCAGCCCCCUUUAAAGCCAGAGAGAAUGAUUGUUCCUCAAAGGCAGAUUCAGGGUGGAGUAUCACUUUAAAGCAAAGACACCAACACACAUGCAGCUGGUUCUCAAUGUCAGUAUAACUGCGUAAUCUGCCCAGAAGCCUGUCUUUCAUGAAUUGUAUGGUUAAUAUGAAUGAUUUCAAAUAGUGUGGGUGCUUAUGGAAGGUUAUGAGCCACCAUGUCAAAAGAAUGUUAAACUUAAUGUAAUGUUUUUCUUCCUCUCUGACAAAAUUUAGCAAAAUAUUUCUCAAACAUCUGGUUACAGUGCUGUAUUUUACACUUAAUCAUGUCUGAUACAUGACAUUGCAUUUAGCUUGUCCAUUAUUUUUAAAAAAUUGUAUUAAUAUAGAAACAAAAUCGCCACAGAUUUCCUAUAUAUCUAUUAUAAUAAGUCUAAAGAUUCUCAAUUCCUGAAAAGCCAUUGUCUAUUGAGAUGCUUGUUAUAUUGCAAAUGCAUACAUUUUUGAUUCAUACUGGGGGUUUUUUGACAAGCUCAAAUGUGAUAUGUGACUAUAGUUUUCAUGGAUACAUUGUUUAUUUGAUGAGCAAAGUAUAGUAUUUUGUUAAUGUAUUUUGUGGGGAAAUUUUCAGCGUUGGAAGGAUAUAUAAUACUGUAGAUGAAAAAAGAUUCUGAUAUGUUUUCAAAAACAUGGGCCACAUGGGUUUCUAUGCCUCUGAAUACUCUGUGGCAUCUUUUUGUUUUGUACUUGCUUUCAGGUAUUUUUUGUUAGAAUCUCUAGAAACCUAAAACUGAAUGUUGGCAAUGCAAUACAAUGGUUAUUUUAUUUUUUUUCCAAAGACUUUUCAUCACUUCUCAAUUGGUAAUUUGAAAAAAGAAGAAAUGUUUAGUUUUAGCCUGUGUUCAGUUCACUCAAAACUGAUUUGUCUCUGCAGAAUUGGACUUAAAGGUGAUAAUAAAAUUAGAUGUUGAAUUCUAUCUGUUUAUAUGAGAUGUACAUUUCUAUUGUAUGCAUAAAAGUCAUAAGAUUUAGUAUAAAAAUGUACGUUUUUUGGGGGAUUAUCAAAGGGCUGGUGUGUCUUUUUCUACUAUUUUGGUACUGUGUUACAAUCAGUUGUCUGUCUACCUUUUGAUUUGUACUGUCUCUUAUAUUUAUUUGUACUUUCACUUCUGUUAUGGAGUUGCAUUAGCUUGGAACAUCCUAAUUUGGGCAUGAAUCCUGGGCAUUUAUUUCACAGUUGGAAUUAGUUAUUGUAACAUGUGAUUGGGGCAAUUGGAUCAAUAUUUGUUCUGUCUUGGGUAAACACAAUGCAGCACGUCCACAUAAGCGUUUGAAGAAAGUUGAACCGAGUCCUGUGUGGAAACAUUUGCCCUACAGGUUCUUAAAGUUGAUUGACUUCUUUGCUUUUCUUUUGCUUUUCUUUUGUCUCACUGCUUUGUAUAAUAUCAAGGACCUGACACAAGAAGGGAAUUCAACUGGUGUAGUAUAUAUACUGUAUGUCGCAUCCUCUUAGCAAAUUCAGAAUCUGACCAACAUCUGACAAUCUUGUUACUUUUCGGUUCAAUCAUCCAUUUCGAUAUUUUACUUUCUUUGUCUAGAACUUUUUUAAAAGAUCAUUUGCAUCCACGUAAAAUUAGAAUUGUAAUUGGCAAAAAGAAUGUGCAUUGCUGCUCGAUAUCAGCGGCCUAUUGUAGAAGUGACUUUAUAGCUGCUAAGGGCAAAAAGGAUUCUGCCUCAGCUGUCACAACUGUGCUUUGAUACAGAAAAGUCAUACAUGUAAUGACGUGCAGAGCGUAAAUGCUACUAUUGCUUGUCUUCUACGCUACAGUUUUGCCUUUUAUUCAAACACAGCUAUGUCACAACAAUAGCUUUUAUGCUGAAACCUCUAUGCUCUUAUACAGGUACAAUAUAUACCGACUUUUGACAGUUAGCAUUGGCCUCUUAUUCACAUCAUGUAUUUUAAACAAACCAUUGAAUGGCAUUUAGAUUGAGUCAGCCACUGAGUGUAUGAAGUCUCAUGUGGAUGUCGUUUCCUCAGGGAAAUGUGUCGAUUUGUAAUGAAUAAAGAAAAUAAUAAAUGUUGACACCCAUCCUGAAUGAAAAUACAAUGUUGGUAAAACUUUUUAUUACACUCAAUCUGUAUGUAACUCUUUCGUUGCAGUUUUUCUGGUGUGCUUUUUAUUUGCAGCUCCAACACCUCAGCAAGAGGCACAUCUGGGGUAUUUGUGUUGUUUUUAUUGGCAGAGAUGUAAAUUUUUCAAUUUUUGUACUUUAUAAUUUAUAAAAAUUUGUAUUUAUUUUCAUUUCUUUCUCCCUGAGGAUUGUGUUUCAGAUUUAUCUUGAUUUCUUUCUUUUCAAUAAAUGUUUUCAAAAUG